AGCAAUAAAAUUCAGUUCGACUCAAAACUUUGGACAAUUUAACAAGAAAGAAAAAAGAGGCCUACUUAAGUAAAAAUGCCAGCCACUUCUAUGUUUCCACCUGGAGGGCCAAUAGACGUCGUCUUUUCAUUCGACACUACUGGUUCCAUGUACAGCUGGCUUGAGGAAAUUCGUGGCCGAAUUCAAGAUAUGAUACAACGUCUUCAGGCUGAUAUACCUGGCAUCAGAAUAGCCGUCAUGGCUCAUGGAGACUAUUGUGAUACAAACACUUACGUGACCAAGUGGAUAGAUUUCACAAACGAUAUUGUUAAGCUUUGUGAUUUCAUUCAGAAUGUUGAAAGAACAGGCGGAGGUGACGCCCCUGAAUGUUAUGAGCUUGUGUUACGCCAAGUUAGAACUGAACUUUCCUGGAGCACUGGUUCAAGGCGUGUCUUGGUUUUAAUUGGGGAUGACAAUCCUCAUCAGCCACACGAGGCCUGCAACAAAGAUAAAAUUAAUUGGCAAGAUGAAACAAAGGAGCUUGCUCUCAUGGGCGUCACCAUCUAUGGCGUUCAGUGUGGUAGAAACAACGCAGAUUUAUUCUACAAGACCAUCUCUGUAGCUACUGGAGGUAAACAUCUUCGUCUGGAAGAUUUCGGGAGUUUGUUUCAUACUCUUAUGGCUGUUUGUUAUCGAGAAAGCCAUGACACCGCCAUGUUGAACAAUUAUGAAAAGGAAGUCAGAGCGACAUGUGGCAGCAAAGGUUUGGCUCUUGAUAUCAAUGCAAUAUUUACAUCUCUGAGAGAUGAAGUCAAAGACACCUGUGAUACAACUACCUUACCUGUUGGAUUAGGGACAACAACAGUUUCUGUCAAAAAGAAAGCGAUUGGUUCAAUUUCAAAACCGAAAUCUAAAAAAUCUGUUACAAAACUUUUACCAAAAGUCUCUCCUCUGACUAGCAUAAAAACAAAAACACUAAAAAAGAAAUCUGCCAGCUCUAAAUCAUUUCUUCCUAAAGACACUCUAAACAAAUAUAAAAUCAAGAAUUUACCUCUUUUAAAAAGAGAGAAUGUUCCAGAAGUCAACUUUCAAUUCAGGUCACUUCAUUGGUCUCCUUGGAUCAUGUCUUUAGUAGCAAGUCAAGAUGUACUCAAAGGUCAAAAGUCACGGUGGACAACUCGUGGAGAUAAACCUGGACUACGAUUAAAGCAAUCUCCUCUAACUCAAUUUAAAUCACGCCCACGUUCUUUUGUUGAAGUUUCUGUACAAAUCAAUGGUGUCAGAAGUAAGAAACAUGUAUUAUUUUGUCAGCGUGUCAAUAAAUGUUUGAGUCAAAUUGAUUGGGAAGAAGAUUUGUUUCAUCGGGUGUCAGAAAAAGUUGACCUGGUCUUACAAGCAGGAUGUAACAUUUACAUUCGAUACUGUACACUUGGUCAUCGAGACAAAGUCAAUGUUGACAAAGGAAUUAAAAGAUAUGAUUACGCCUGGACAUGUCCAUGGAUGAAAAGAAAUGGAGCGAGAAGAGUCUCAAAAUGUGGAGUCAUCAUUUCAAAAUAGAUAAAAUCUUUAUGUAUUUAACACACACAAAAAAACAAACAUUUUUAUAAUGUAAGUAUUUAAAGAAUGUAAGGAACAUUUUUACUAUGAAAUCAAAUUCUAUCUGACUACAAAAUAAAACGGUGUAUUGAUUAAUUGAUAUAUUGAUUUAUUGAUUACCCAUUUGACCUACGCACAAUCUUCUUGUAUUUAUUAGAAAGUAGCCUACGUAUAUAGAUUUAUUGAUUUAUUUACAAAUUGAUUUUUGUAUGCCAAUAAUGUAUGUAUGACUUUGUAGAUAAACUCAAUGUGUACAGGGCAUUUAAUAUAUUUUUAUAUUUAAAUAAACUUUGUAUUUCUUGCUUAAACAGAAAAAAAAUAUUUAAGGUUUGGUUAAGGUAAAAAAAAAACUGUGUCAUUAAGGAAAUUGUGUUUAAAGUUUUUACUUAAAUACUCAAAAUUAAAAUUUAAUCUAAAACAAUGAAACAAAACUAACGCUUUUUUUUUUAUAUAAAUUCAAAAAUUCAAGAGUUUUGAAGGUGCAACUAAAAUUGAAAUAUCACAAAGUGUAAAAGAAAAACAUUUUAAAUUUUAUUACAGUUUCCGGGGUUCAAAACUAAAUUGUUUUUAUUUAGAAAACUUGCAAUUGUUGUUUCAAUGAUCUGUACAAAUAUAUAUAUAUAGGCCUAUCUCAUAAAUUUGUAAAAAUGUUGAUUUUUUCCGUAACGUUUUAUUGGCUAGUUAUUGAGUACGAUGUUUAGAAAAUGUUAUUAUUAAAACUGCUACAUUUUGUUUACUUUAUACUUUUCAUUAGAAAAUAGUAGGUGUAUGUCUUGUUACGGUUAUUUUCUUUUCCUUUAUGGAGUUGUUUUAUGCCGCUAAUUUGUUGUUACUUUUUUAAACUAUUGUUAUGUGCCAGUACACUGUAAAUCUAUUGGAAAUAUACAUAUGUUAAUGUAUUACAACAUGAAGAAAAUUACAGUAUAUUUUCUGUGUUAGUGUGUGUGUUUUUGUUAGUGUGUGUGUGUGAGAGAGAGAGAGAAAAACAUAGUACUUUAAACAGUGAUCUAUUUCAUGUGUUAAUUAAAUUAAAUGUGAUUUAUGCAUUUCUUUUGUGCUGAAGAUCGAAAUAUUCAUUUCAUAAAUUGUUUCUGCUGAAAAGUAGAAAAUCAUAGUUUGUAUUUUUCUUUGUUUUCGCUUAUUUUAUUGUUUUCAAAAUAAAAUAGGGAAAUAUAAUUUAUUUUAGCGUCUUUCUUUACAUUUAUCAAU
Molecule: messenger RNA, 2784 nt
Organism: Biomphalaria glabrata
Lineage: Eukaryota; Metazoa; Mollusca; Gastropoda; Planorbidae
Exons: 1
Coding region: 76-1536 (486 amino acids)
Source: RefSeq, a predicted model, not a curated record